Molecule: messenger RNA, 1097 nt
Organism: Alexandromys fortis (reed vole)
Lineage: Eukaryota; Metazoa; Chordata; Mammalia; Rodentia; Cricetidae
Gene: Mplkip
Product: M-phase specific PLK1 interacting protein
Exons: 2
Coding region: 13-549 (178 amino acids)
Cellular component (GO): midbody; centrosome; nucleus
Source: RefSeq, a predicted model, not a curated record
UCAGUUCCUGAUAUGCACCGACCGAAUUUUCGACCCCCAACUCCUCCGUACCCCGGCCCGGGGGUAGGAGGCUGGGGUAGUGGAAGCAGCUUCCGGGGUGCCCUGGGCGGGGGGCCGCGACCGCCCUCCCCGCGGGACGGGUACGGGAGUCCGCACCAAACUCCGCCGUGCGGGCCCCGGGCUAGGCCGUACGGGAGCAGCCACUCUCCGCGGCAUGGCGGCAGCUUCUCGGGGCCCCGCUUCGGGUCUCCGUCCCCGGGCGGCUACCCAGGCUCCUACUCCAGGUCCCCCGCGGGGUCCCAGCAUCAGUUCGGCUACUCCCCAGGGCAGCAGCAGACCUACCCCCAGGGUUCUCCAAGGACAUCUACACCAUUUGGAUCAGGGCGUGGUAGAGAAAAAAGAAUGUCUAAUGAGUUGGAAAGUUAUUUUAAGCCUUCAAUGCUUGAAGACCCUUGGGCUGGCCUAGAACCAGUGUCUGUAGUGGAUAUAAGCCAACAGUACAGCAAUACGCAAACAUUCACAGGCAAAAAAGGAAGAUACUUUUCUUAACUUUUCUGAAAUUCAACUGGAAGCUUCAUGUGUCAGGAACAUCUUGGACAGAACUUUACACAACUUGUGUAAAUGAGUUGAACCCAAAGAUGCCUGUGCUACGUGGUGGUGGCAUGCACCUUCAAUGCCAGCACUGGGAGGCAGGCAGGCGGAUCUGAGUGUGAGGCCAGCCUGGUCUACAGAGUGUGUUUCAGGACAGCCAGGGCUACCAGAGUAACCCUGUCUCAAAAAAAGAAAGAAGAUGCCUGUGAUCAAGGGAUCACAACAAUUUAAUCUUUCUCCCAUUUUACAAAAGAAACCAAUGGUAAGAUUUGUUUUCCAAAAUGGGCUCAACAUUUCAAGUCCCAUAUACUCUUGCAGAAUUCUGCCACUUCCCUAUCAAGAGGAUGUGUCGAUUUGAACUUUAUCAAACAUUUCUUACUGUCCUGAUUAAAGGAGUAUGAUGAAGUUUAUUUUUCUUAUGAGUGAAACAUUUCAUCCACUGUUACACUUGCAUAUGGAAUGUUCAGAGUUGAGAUGUUUUGACCAGUAAAGGAGAUGGCAGUGUG